AUGUCAUUCUUCAACAAACCAAACCAUAUAGUGGAUGGAAUCUAUCAUGAAAAGCAGGUGCGGGAGCUGUGCGCACUGCACGCUCUCAACAACGUGCUGCAGGACCGUCAGUUCACGGAGAGACAGCUGGAUGCCAUCUGUGACCAGCUGGCCCCAGGUGCCUGGCUCAACCCCACCGCUCCAUCCUCCUCGGCACCGGCAACUUCGACGUCAAUGUUGAUGACGGCACUGCAGCAGAAGGGCUGGGACGCUCGCUGGUUCGACCGCCGCAGCGAGCCGGCUGUGUACUACAACUUGGACUCCAGCUGCCGGCGCCACAGAGCAUUGGAUCGGCUAUGA
Pollicipes pollicipes is the source of this 339-nucleotide messenger RNA. RefSeq names its product josephin-like protein. Gene Ontology annotation, biological process: protein deubiquitination. Bases 1 to 339 code for a protein of 112 amino acids. The record is from RefSeq and is a predicted model, not a curated record. Lineage: Eukaryota; Metazoa; Arthropoda; Thecostraca; Pollicipedomorpha; Pollicipedidae. Gene Ontology annotation, molecular function: cysteine-type deubiquitinase activity. The transcript is spliced from 3 exons.